This is a messenger RNA of Pseudozyma hubeiensis SY62, 390 nucleotides long. RefSeq names its product guanine nucleotide exchange factor. Lineage: Eukaryota; Fungi; Basidiomycota; Ustilaginomycetes; Ustilaginales; Ustilaginaceae. The transcript has a single exon. Bases 1 to 390 code for a protein of 129 amino acids. The record is from RefSeq and is a predicted model, not a curated record.
AUGCUGCGGAGGAGUCGGAUGGUGUCGAGGCUGCAAAGGAAGCAUCUUCUUCUCGAGCUGCAGAACGCCUCCACACCAACACUCGCGAAAUCAUUUCCAAUUGUUGUUUUAACACAGUCUCACACUCAUCUUUCAAAAUUUUCUUUCGUCCGAAAUACCGUCGGAGCACGUUCCGAUUCGGUGUCGCCGUGGAGCACCGCAGAUCACCAAAAAGAUUCGGACACCUGCCGCAUCCGAUCAACAACGCUCCCGCCCAUUCGCCAAGCUCGUUCUGCUUCCAUCGCGCUUAUUGUGCAACAUGAAUCACAACACAACGCAGGAUACUCAGACGCUUCCGCUCGAUGCCCUUUCUGUGCACCUGCUGCAGUCUCGGAAGGAUACAAAAGUUGA